Molecule: messenger RNA, 1673 nt
Organism: Entelurus aequoreus (snake pipefish)
Lineage: Eukaryota; Metazoa; Chordata; Actinopteri; Syngnathiformes; Syngnathidae
Gene: nucb1
Product: nucleobindin 1
Cellular component (GO): endoplasmic reticulum-Golgi intermediate compartment; extracellular exosome
Molecular function (GO): calcium ion binding
Source: RefSeq, a predicted model, not a curated record
UCACUAAGUUCUUCAUUUGUAUUACCGUAUUUUUUACGAGUCUUUGAAGGCACCAUAUGGGUGACGUCAUUAGCUCCAACACCAACACUGCUCGCACUUCCUGGAUCUCGGCCCACACGUUAAAGAUGCACCUGCGCUCCGGGCUGCUGCUUCUCCUCGUCUCUGCGGGCGUGUGGUCGGUGCCCAUCGACCGCAAUGAGGUGCACCAGGACACCAAAGACGACGGUCAAGAGGAGAGCAUGGACACGGGUCUGUACUACGACCGGUACCUCCGAGAAGUCAUCGAGGUUUUGGAGACGGACCCUCACUUUAGAGAGAAGCUGCAGACGGCCAACACGGAGGACAUUAAGAACGGUCGGCUGAGUAAAGAACUGGAUCUGGUCAGUCACAACGUCAGGACUCGUCUGGAUGAGCUGAAGCGGCAGGAAGUGUCUCGUCUGAGAAUGCUGCUCAAAGCCAAACUGGACAGCACCAACACACAAAGCGUGCAGAUGGACCACGCCUCCUUGCUCAAACAGUUCGAACAUCUGGACCCACACAAUCAGAACACGUUCGAGGCCAAAGACCUGGAGCUGCUCAUCUCCACGGCCACCAAAGACCUGGAGAACUACGACGCCGAGAGACACGAAGAAUUCAAGCGUUACGAGAUGCUGAAGGAGCACGAGAGGCGCGAGUACCUCAAGAGUCUGGACCAGGAGAAGAGGGAGACGGAGGAGAAGCGAAUGCAGGAGCUAAAGGAGAAACACCGCCAGCACCCCAAAGUCAACGCUCCCGGCAGCGUCGCUCAGCUGAGAGAAGUCUGGGAGGAGACGGACGGACUGGACCCCAAAGAGUUCAACCCAAAGACGUUCUUCAAGCUUCACGACACCAACGAAGACGGCGUUUUGGACGAGCAGGAGCUGGAGGCUCUUUUCACCAAAGAGCUGGAGAAGGUCUACGACCCCAAGAACGAGGAAGACGACAUGAUGGAGAUGGAGGAGGAGAGGCUGAGGAUGAGGGAAGACGUCAUGAAGACGUGGGACACCAACAAAGACCGACUGGUCAGCCUGGAGGAGUUCCAGUCCACAGAGAAGAAGGAGUUCAACAACCCUAAAGAAUGGGAGACGCUGGACGCCAAGCCCUUGUACACGGAGGAGGAGCUCCAGCGCUUUGAGGCCGAGCUCCGAGACAAAGAGGAGGAGCUAAAGAAGAGGGCGGAGACUCUGCGUCAGGAGCAGGAGCUGCUGAAGGAGCGAGGCAAAGCCCUGGAGGCCCAGAGGAGAGAGUACCAGCAGGCCGUCUUGGAGAUGUCCCAGCGGCAGAAAGAGCGGCUGGCGGCUGAUGGACAGCCGCCAGCCGGGCCUCGUGGAGAACUACAGUUCCAGCCCCCGAAAGCGGAAGAUAAAGCAGGGAAGGUUGCAGUUGAGGCCGAAGUACAGAAUCAUCUACCUGCUGAACCACCCCAGAAUCUGCCAACACACACUUGAACAGUCACACACACACAGACACACACACACACACACACACACACACACACACACACACACACACAGACACACACACACACUCCAAUGACGUGCAGCGCUACAGAAAAGUUUCCAUAUACAAAGUGUUCUUUGCCGUGGUCCUCAUGAGAUUAAAGAUGUCAAUGAAGUUUUAUUGCUGCUGUAAGUUUAAAUAAAUUCUUAAUUUAA